CUGUCAAUCACAGGCCAAACCAAGAUGGCAGGCUGCGGGAGCUGGGUCUUCCUUCUGACAGUUUGUGCCGCCACUUUGUUUGGGGCCAAUGCAGAGAUCAAAUUCAGCAUUCCUGUGGGGAAGCUAUUUACAUACGAGCUGAUGAGAGAGACGUUCCAGAAUGACUUUGAGCCUUUGUCAAAACUCUACGCCGGACGUUUGUACGAUGACCCCAUGAUUUUUAAGUGCAACAGGCAGAACUUCCCAGACCUCCCAGAGUGGCUGCGCUUCACCCAAAGACACCCCUUUGACAACGGCUUUCUGUACGGCACGCCAACAUCUCCGGGAAAAAGCAUAAUUGAGAUCUAUGCCGUCAACAAACGCAGCUACGAAACAGCCAGACACAUCCUCGUGAUCAAAGUCACCGCAGAGAACAUGCUGCCCUACCAGGCUGAGUUCUUCAUCAAGCUGCGGGAGAUUGAAAAGGUGCUGCCCUCUUCUGUCCAGGAUGAGAUAAAGCAGGAUCUCCAGAAGCUGUGGGGCACCGAGGCCUUGGAAAUAGUCAACAUCUCCAACGCCCUCGACCGCGGGGGCAGAGUUCCUCUUCCUCUCGCUGGACACUUUGAAGGUGUGUAUGUGAAGGUCGGGUCGGAGAAGUAUUUCUCAGAGUGUCUUCAGAGAGUCCUGACACCGGAGCACCAGAGGCAGUGCACCACAGGAGCCAAAGUCAAGGUUCCUGGAGGCUGCAACUACUGCAACAUUCCCAGCAACUGUAUCUCCUGGUGCAAGACGGAGCUGUUCGACCUGACAAAGCUGGAGCCGGAGCCACCUGCUCCCACCGUGGGCUCUGGGAUUUUGGAGGCUGGGAUUGACUUCGACCCUCCGGAGUCCCCCCCCAGCAGAGACUUCUUCCCGGAUUACAUGGUGACAGUGAUCGUGCCGCUGAUCCUCGCCAUCCUCCUGUGUGCGCUGCUGGCCUACAUCAUGUUCUGCAGACGAGAGGGAGUUGCUAAAAGGAAUGCAAGAUCAAACCAGAUCCAGCUGUACCACCACCACACCAUUCACGGGAACACCGAUGAACUGAGGAACAUGGCAGGAAACCGAGGCGCCCAACCGCCUCUGUCCACGCUGCCCAUGUUCAACUGCCGGACUGGAGAGAGAGCCUCACCGCUGCAGUCGGACAGCCCCAGCAUCCCCCUCAUCAUGGCCCAGCAUGACCCGUACAGCGACACACUGCCCAGGAAGUGAGAACAACGGUAGAUGAAAAUGUGUUUAAUAUGCUGAGUUUUAUUCAUUUGCUGCCACAGUUUAUGCUUCUAUAUUUGCAGUGGAAUGUUUUUUCUCCUUUGUGUUCCUUUAAAAUAAAUGAACAGUGUGCAAUAGCUCAAAUUGUUA
This is a messenger RNA of Stegastes partitus (bicolor damselfish), 1374 nucleotides long. It is a transcript of the gene sgca, whose product is annotated as sarcoglycan, alpha. The record is from RefSeq and is a predicted model, not a curated record. Gene Ontology annotation, molecular function: calcium ion binding. NCBI's taxonomy places the organism in Eukaryota, Metazoa, Chordata, Actinopteri, Pomacentridae. Gene Ontology annotation, cellular component: membrane; sarcoglycan complex. The transcript has 11 exons. The coding region runs from base 25 to 1227 and encodes 400 amino acids.